GUUUAUAAAUGAUUUGAUUCUAACAAUGACCCUCCUACCUACCUGUCUGCAACUUCAUACUCACUUCUGUGAACUUCUAUUUAUCAUGGGCUGGCAACGUUUGCGAUCGAGUUUGGCUGCUGGGCUAUCAAAACUCCAUCAUUCCUAUUAUAGCACAAGCUCUGGUGUGAUCAAGUCUGACUAUCCACCUGUGCCUCUCCCAAGGUUGUCUUUCCCAGCAAGUGUGCUUGCAGCAGUUAAUGAGCACUCACUCGAAAAUAGAACGGCUUUUAUCUGUCCAGAGAUUAACAAGGAGGUGAAAUUCAAGACAAUCUCUGAUUCGGCCUUUGCGUUUGCUACAUUCCUCAGCAAAAGCGGUUUCCAUGAGAAGGAUGUUGCAUCAGCAGUUCUGGCAAAUCGGCCCGAAUUUCCGUCGAUGUUUUUGGGAGUAACAUUAAAUGGUGGACUUAUGACUUCAACUAGCCCGCUUUCCACUGAAUAUGAACUACAACGUCAUUUCACGGACUCUCAAGCAAAGCUGGUUAUCACCAACCGGCAAGCUUUGACAAAUGUACUGAAAGCUGUGCAGCAGUGUGGCAGCAUCAAGACUAUAAUUUGCAUCGAUGAUCAAUCAUCCACUUCAUUACCACCGGGAAUACAGAGUUGGAACCAUGUACUGGAGACAGCGCCUGAUUAUAAUCUCAAACUUCCCACAGUAGAUUUCGAACGCGAUGCGGUCUACAUGCCAUACUCCAGUGGUACGGCUGGUGAUCCAAAAGGCGUUCUACUAACACACAAGAAUUACAUCGCUAUGACUAAUAUUUUUAGAGGGUAUGACAACUUUUUCUUGACGGGCGCCUUGGACCCUCCGUAUGAUAAAGAAAAUGAGAAGCAAAUACUGAUAAUUCCGUUCUACCAUUGUUAUGGAUUCUGUAUGAUGAUGAUUUCAAUCUUGAACGGCUGCACCGCGGUGCUGUUGUCGCAUUUCAAGCCGGACACAUUUUGCUCAGCCAUUCAAAAUCAUCGAGUGCGAUGGAUAGCUAUAGCUCCACCUAUACUGAGUUUUCUUGCUAGGAGCCCGAUUUGUGCAAACUACGACCUCUCCUCUCUUGAAGGAGUUUUCAGCGGAUCGGCGCCGGCACCUAAGCAUAUCUGCGAGGAACUUCUUCAAAAAUAUGAACACAUCAAGUGCGUACAGCAAGGAUACGGUUUGUCCGAAACAUGCAUGGUGUCACAUCUACCAGACGUACUCAACGGCCAACCUCCUGGAAGCGUCGGCAAAGUCCUGCCGAAUUUGGAAGCAAAGAUCGUGGAUCCGGACACCGGUGAUAUAAAGGCGCAUGGUGAAAUGGGGGAAAUUUGCGUUCGUGGUCCCACUGUUAUGCUUGGAUACCAUCGCAAACCAGAGAUGACACAGCAGUGUAUCAGAGAUGGGUGGAUGCAUACGGGUGACGUCGGCUACGUUGAUGAAAAGGGGUACCUUUAUAUUGUAGAUCGCCUGAAAGAGCUUAUCAAAGUCAAGGGAUUCCAAGUGCCACCUGCUGAACUGGAGCAAAUACUCUCUGAACAUCCAGCGAUAAGUGAAGCAGUCGUGGUUGGUAUUCCACAUGAUAGAAAGGGUGAGGUGCCAAAAGCUUACGUGGUUCGACAAUCACCCAGCCUUUCCGAAGAAGAGGUUAAGGUUUACGUAGCCGAGAGAGUGUCAUCACACAAGCAUUUGGUAGGCGGUGUCGAAUUUGUAGAAAAAAUCCCGAAGACACCAUCGGGAAAACCUAUGAGGCGCGUUUUACGAGACCGAAACAGAAACUCGUAGAGUCAUUGCUGUAAUAUCUGUGCUACCACAUCGUUGAGUCGUCGAUCGCAGGGCCGACCGUAGAUUGCGGAGCACGCGCCGCGGCUAAAAUGUCACGAGAGCAAGGCUUGUACAAUAGCGGUUUGUACUGUACAAGCGUGACGGCGCGACUCGUGCUCCGCCAACCACGGUCAGUCCGUGCG
Messenger RNA from Cylicocyclus nassatus, 1974 nucleotides. NCBI's taxonomy places the organism in Eukaryota, Metazoa, Nematoda, Chromadorea, Rhabditida, Strongylidae. The record is from the annotation of a GenBank genome assembly.